UGCCAACCAGUGGCGAUUGUUCUUUGGCCUAGGCAAGGCUCAGCGCUACAUAAGCGAGAGAGUAUCAGUAAAGAUAACAUUCAUGUAUGUUAAAUGCGAAAGAUCGUUAUUAGUGAAAAUGUGAACAGGAUUCUGACAAUUUUCAAAUGGAAUAACAAUUUUUCCUCACAGAAAAUCUGAUGUAUGUAGCCUACAUGCACUAAACGGAUAUCCGACUUUUCACUGCCAAAAUAUUACUACGCCUCAUAACUUAGGAAAGCCAACGUACUUUUGCAGAAGUUAUAAGCUUCAUUUUUAACAAUGAACUUAACGGAAAAAUAAAAAAACACUCAUUUUUAUUCAACUUUGUCUGAAUUCUUGCCCUUAUUUCGUUUUCUUGAGAGAUAUUGUUUGUUUGGAACUACUUUCAAACUGUCUUGCUGGAAGGUGCCGCCAUAGUUUACUGUGGCCGGUUGUGUGGAUUAAAAUGUAAUCUAAUGGAAAUGUUUUGCAAGUGAUUUCACUGGAUUAUUACUAAACAGUUCGAUACUAAUUGGAUAUAAUUUCUACAUCCUAAAUAUAUCUAGAUUCUAUUUUAUUUUAUUCCAUUUAAUUUUGUUUAAAUGGAUUGGUCUUUGAGAUCAGAACUCUACGGGCUGAACUUGAUGUCUUUCAUUUUAAUGGAUUCCCAGCAGCCUGUGCAGGUGUUAGACCAAAUGUUAUUAGAUCUAGAUAGUUUUAUGACUAAUUUUAUGUUCUAAGAGUCCAAAUAUAUAGACUCUAAAUCUAGAUCUAGUCUCACCUAGGAUACAAAUAAAGAUCUAGACUAGAAUCUUCAUUCUUGAUUCUACAAACAAGUGAACAGUCUAGGGCUAGGGAGUCUGAGCAGAGGCUUGAGUGUUAUCAUCAUGUCAUUUUUGUUGACCUUUUUUACUGUUCCAUUUUCUGGAUUUUAAUAGGAGAACCAUGUGAAAACAUUUUUGUGUGAAUUCAGUCCAUCAAUAUUUAAGGGUGAAAAAAAAGGCAUUUUUUCCCCCUAUGAUUGAUUUUGAAUGUCUUUAUCUGUGGCAGAGGGUGGUUUAAUAAAGACAAAGUGUAUUGGAGAUUACAAUGAAUAAAACUUUUGUAAAGAAGGCUGUGAAUGGCGAUGUACCUGACGAACGUAAGACGUCUCCGUCACGUUCUAAAUACCCCAUUGCCCAUCGCCUUGGUCAACAUCAAGAUGUGGACUUGGGCAAUAAAAUCAAAAAGACUGAAAAAGCUAAAAUAACUGAGGUUAUUGAUAAAAAUAAAAAACAAUUUGCAAACGAACAGUUAAACGAAGUGAUAGAGCACUCAAGCUCAAAUCACCUUCAUCGAAAUAAUACACCAAAGAAAUGCAAUUCUGAGAGUAUUUCUCUUAAUAUAGAUAACACAGAGUUGGAAUUACAUUCCAGCAAAAAGACAGUUGGAAAACCAAACUAUAAACUUAAUCCUUCACUAGGUUGUAAUUCUGUUCCUUCCAAGAGUGUUUCAUCUAUAUCUGCCAGCAAUGAAGACAUUUCUCAACAUACUGCUCAUAAGGACAUUAAAGUAGGGUCUGGAAAUAAAUCUAGUUGUAAUUUAGAUAGCAAUUCAUCUGGAAAAUCUAUUAAGAAAAAUCAUAAUUCUAGAUCCCCCCGUAGAAAGGUAGAUACGCCUAAAAGAACUAUGCAAAAUAAUAAAAGUGAUUUACAAGCUGAGACUAGUAAGGAUACAUCACAUGUGCAUGUAACUGAGGCAUUGCCAUCUGUUGAAAAAAAUGUGGAUAGUAAAUUGAAUAAUGCACAUCCGCAAACAAUUCCUACUGUGAAUAACCAGCCUGAUCCUAAUGCUGUGAUAAAAGAAAAUCCUGUAAAAAAUAAGGGAGAAAAUGCAAUAGAAGCAAAGGUGGACAGUGUGCAAGAUGAGGAGGAUGAUACUGAUAAACCAAAAAGAACAACUUCUGUGACGUCUGCUGUGGCUAAGAAUGAAGCAGACCAAGAGCAUGAUUUAAAAAACAGAAAGAAAGAUGAUGACAUUAAGCAGUCUCGAAUGUCUCCUGACCACCGCUUUAUGAAGCUGGAUGAAGAAGUUGGCAGAGGGUCAUUCAAAACUGUCCACAAAGGCUUAGAAAUAGACACAGGUGUUCAUGUUGCGUGGUGUGAAUUACAGGACAAACGGUGGAGCAAAAGUGACAGGAAAAGAUUUAAGGAAGAAGCAGAAAUGCUAAAAGAGCUGCAACAUCCAAAUAUCUUGAGAUUUUUUGACUACUGGGAAGAAGAAGGUCCCCAUAGGCAAAAAAUUAUUGUACUUAUUACAGAACUGAUGACUUCAGGUACACUUAAAACGUACCUUGGUCGCUUCAAGAAACUUAAUUUAAAGGUAUUAAAGAACUGGUGUAGACAGAUACUUAAAGGCUUACAAUACCUUCACACAAGGACACCACCAAUCAUUCAUAGAGAUUUAAAAUGUGAUAACAUAUUCAUCACUGGCACAACAGGCUCAGUCAAAAUUGGUGAUAUGGGGCUAGCUACGUUGAAGAGUAAUUCCUUUGCAAAAAGUGUUAUAGGUACUCCUGAGUUUAUGGCACCAGAAAUGUAUGAAGAGCAUUAUGAUGAAGCUGUUGAUGUCUAUGCUUUUGGAAUGUGCAUGUUGGAAAUGGCAUCGUCAGAAUAUCCAUAUAAAGAAUGCCACAACCCUGGUCAGAUUUAUCGCAAAGUGACAACUGGUGUUCAUCCAGAAGCACUAGAUAAAGUGAGAGAUCCAGAAAUUCACAGUAUUAUUGAAGGUUGCAUACAAACGAAAAAGGAAGAUAGGUUGACAGUGAAAGAACUCCUUGCUCAUGACUUCUUCUUAGAAGAUACCGGUUUGUUAGUUGAACUUGUCAGAAAUGAAGAUGAAAUGGAAGAUACACAGGUGAUAUCUUUGCGCUUACGUGUGGUAGAUCCAAAGAAAAGAAGAGACACUCACAAAGAAAAUGAAGCGAUACAAUUUGACUUUGAUCUAGGCCAGGAUCAGGCUGAGAAUAUUGCUUCUGAGCUGGUCAAUUCUGGAUUUCUUUUGGAAGAUGAUAAAAGAAUUGUUGCUAAACAAAUUCGAGACAGGAUAGCACAGGUUAGGAAAAGCAGAGAAAAGCCUCAAAGUGAGACUGUUCAGCAACAAAACUCAACAGAGCAGCAGUCAGGUUUAAUCCCACAGACACCUCAGCCAGCUCAAGGCCAAAUGUCAACUCAGCCACAGUCACAACAAGCAGUCUCUCAGCAACAAUCACAACAGGUAUCACAUCCUCAACUAGCGACUGAUGAAGUUUGCCAAAGCUUCAUACAGCAGAAAGCUCUGUCUGGACUUUUGGCUUCUCACUCCCAAAGUAUUGUCCUGAAUUCACAAGUACAAGUAGUAAAUUCUCAGUGUAUAAUUUCUCCUCCCAUAACAAUCCAGCCCAAUAUUCCAACAUACCAAAGUCUCAGUCUGGGUCAUAAAGUUCAUUUUGUGCCUCUCAGUGAUGGGCAAGGUACUGAAAUCAAUAAAUUGGCAGUAAAUGAAACUUCGGUUUUCCAACGGCCUGGCUUGACACCAACUGCUAUUCCUCCUGGACAGCUUGUUAGUGUGAAUAGCAUGAAUGCUCAAGGUGUUAUUACUAGCUCUACUCAAAAUGUGGCUGAUCACUGCUCUACUCCUACUGCAUCAUUUGCAGUCCAACAAGUUGCUAACCCAUUAACCAAGGAUAUGGUUGUUUCACAGGGUAUUAUAAUGAAUGCUGUGAACCCUUCAACAAUUCAGGUGUCUUUGAAUCAGUCUGUGGCAGGAAGUUUGCAACAGAUACCUCUACAGUCUGGUGGAACUAACUUUACACCCAUAGUUAAUCAAGCGACUGCCCAGGGAUCUCCAACACCCACUCAUCCUCAUAAUCAAGUGGAUGAACACUAUGCCAAUGAAAAGAUUCUAGACACUGGCUCUUGUUUAAGUGAUAUCAAUAUUACACAAAGUGGUUCACAGGUAUCAACAACCUCUUCUACUAGUAAUGCUGCAGCCCUAGGAGACAAUGGAACUAAUCAGCUGAAAGUUAAAUGCAGAUUGAGAGAAAAGGCUGCAAAUUUAAGUCACCUUGAUAUGAAUGCUGCUCAACACUAUCAACAACAGAAUCAAGUAGGAAACACCCUCAUUUCUAGUGCAUCUAGCAUUCAGCCAACAGCUACUCAUAGCGCCAGUGGGUUAACUACGAGUUUGUCAGCUUGCUACCUCAAUGAUGAAUCUUCUCAUUCAAACAGAGAUAGUGAGACAGAGCUGGGUCAAGAAAAGACUAAGAAGAAGAGUCGACGUCGUAAAAAGACCCUGGACAAACAUCCCCCUAAAGUGACAAUCAUCUCUUAUGACGAGGCUUCUGAUGAAGUGGAAGUGCUGCUUGAAGUUGCUAACAACAAUCUGACGUGCAAGUUUCCUCGCAGCUCUAUUCCAAGACCAGAGGAAGUUGAGGAAGAUUUGCUACCUGAUGUCAGUAAAGCUCAGAUUGAUGGGGUGACAGGGUUGCUUCAUCAGGUCAUUCAAAUUGUAACAAUAGAGGGAGUCAAGUCAGUGGGUCAAGUUCUCACACUCUCCCCUUCUUCCAGCCCAAAGACAAUGCGAACAUAUAAAAUUAGUAUUGAGAAUAAGAAGGCUAUGGCAGAAGGAAGCGAAGGACUAGAUCUAAGAGCGCAUCCUGUUAAAGGUGGUCUGGUAGUCACUUACAUGUCCAAUAAUGAAAUCGAGGAUGAAUUGGAGGAAGCAACAACAUCUCCAGAAAAUAAUCCUGAGUAUAAUAUUCAGACUGGGGGAGUACCACAUGAUAUGGAACAAAAAUCUUGGAAGUCUACUACUACCAAAGAGAGUGUACCUAUCAAUAUUGACGAAUUAUCAGAAAAGCUCAAAUCUAUUUACCCACAGAAACAAUGUGGUGGUCAGACAGUUGAAGGAUCUCAUCCAGUCAAGAUAGAUACUGCUUCAGCUCCAACACAACUGGCUCCUCAGUCACAACCUGUAAACUUACAACAGGCCCCACUGCAGUCUGGGAUACCUCCACAUACUGUUAAUGUGUCUCAAACUAAUGCUUCUGCUCAACCUGUAGGUGUCCCUCAAGCAACAAUUCAGUCUGGAUUGACACAGGCAAAUAUUUUGGCCACACAACCUUUGGGUGUGUCACAAGUACCAAUUCAGCCAGGAGUUUCCCAAACAAUAUCACAGUCACAACCUGUUAGUGCAUUAUCACAUCCUGUUAGUGCAUCUCAAACAACAAAUCAGCCUGGACUUCCUCAGACAAUGAUGCACCAGUCUCUACCAGUUCAGAACCAGCCUGCAUUGCCUCAGGGUAGUUUACCAACUCAACCAGUGGCUGUGGCACAAGCUGUACCUCAAUCAGUCGGUUUUUCUCAAGUACCCAUUCAGCCAGGGGUGCCCCAGGCAAAUGUUCCAGUAGCACAAGCUGUGAGUGUGGCAUCAGCAUCUAUUCAUCCUGGAUUACCACAUGUUGCUUUACCUGCCCAGAUGUCUGCACAAUCUGGAACUUCCCAGGCUCCUUUAAUUACACAAGCUAUGGUGUCCCAAGCACCAAUACUUGUAUCAGCCCAGAAUGUGGGACUUGCCCAUGCACCACAACUCAGUUCUGGUAUUACAGCUGCUCCAUUACCUUUAUCUACACAACCCAUUCUUGUUCCUGGCCUGCCUUCUCAACCUGUUGUUAUGCCCACUCAGCCCAAUAUCCCACUACCUGUUCAAAAUAUUGCAGUACCCCAAACACCUCUAUCAGUCCAACCUGUGGUGUCGCAGGUACCUUUACAUCAGAUGUCACAGCCUGUUAGUGGCUCGCUACCUGCACCUCUUCAAAUGCCUUCCCAGACUCAGCCUGUACCACUUUCUCAAGUCCCUAGCUCUCAAACUUCACAAGUUCACCAGUUACCUCAAUCACAACCAGUUGUUCACUCUUAUCAAAUUAACAAUCAGAUAUCAUCUCAGAAUGUAGUUCCAGCAAGCCAAACUCAGCAGGUUGUUGCUGAUGUAAUUAAACCUCAGAUAGAAACACAAAUCUCUCCUCGCCCAAUAGCUGGGACACAGCAACCAUUACCUUCACAACAAAUCCAAUACACAGCUACGUCUCAUCUGCCAGUAGUGCAAGAAAUUCAAAAAGAAGUUGGUCAGCAUGUACCAACCUCAUCAAUGACUCAAAAUGUCCCAGUUCAAGAUUCUUCCAAAGCAGGAGGCUUGCCUCCUAAUUACACCCCUCAGCCAAGUCAUAUUGCCUAUGGAAUGCAUCAGCACCAUCCAUCUUCCCAGAUUCAACAGAUGCAACAAUUUUACAAUAUGAUGCAACACAUGGUGCACAUACCACCUUACAGUUACCAUCCUCCAAGUUAUUAUGCUCACAUGUCUCCAUAUAUGCAACACAUGAUGCAGAUGUCCCACAUUAUGCAUCAGUUGCAACAGCAACAGCACACUCAACAUUCUCUUCCUGUCCAUCUGUCCUAUCCUCCUUACUCCCAUUAUUAUGCUUUGGGGUAUCCUGCUUUUCCAAUGCAGCCUCAGUCUUCCUCACAUCCCUUAGACAACACUACUGCAGCAUCCCCUCCUAGAUCCCCAACAUCUUCUAGAAGAAAUUUAGCCCAGGAUAUUACUAGCCAAUCUCCUUAUACUUCUAUUGAAAAUUUAAAUGCCAUUGGAAGAACCAAAGCAGAUAUCAACAUAUUGGAACAGGCAUUGGCAAAAACCAUGAGUAGACAAAAUGCUGGGCAUGCACAUCCACCCAAUCCUUCUCCUGUCAACAGUGGUACCAACCUUCCAGAUUUGCCCAAUGACAUUAAACAUGCUGAACCAGUAGCAGAAGUGACAGAGAUAAAAGCAAAAAGUGAGGAGAAAUCCAUGACUGAAAAAGGUACACUCUCAGAACCUGUGCCUUCCAUACCUACAGAGACACAAUCAGAACCUGAUUUGUCUGCACCCAAAGUAAAAGCUGUUUCAAGGUUUAAAGUGGAAGUGGUGAAAGAUGAUCCUUUACUAUCUGAUAAAAGUGAUGAGAGCAAGUCUGUUUCUCUUAAGAGAGAGGAUUCAGUAGCUGAUGCAGACGACAAGAAAAAUAUUGAGAAAAGAGGCAGAUUUCAAGUGACAAAGAUUGCAGCAGAACCAGCAUGUUCCACUUCUUCUGAGCAAACAUCAGCAGAUGCCACUCCCUCAGCUUCUAUUAAUACUAAUCCCACAACAGAACAGUCCACUGAUAAGCAUGAGCCCACUGACAAUAAUUCUGUUACUACUAAUUAUAAUACUGUUGGUGGCGGGGCUUCAGAUGAUGACAAACCAGCUAAUCAGGCUAAUGAAAGAGGUGCUGUUGUGGAGUCUAAAAUUAAUCCUGAGAAGAUUAAACAAGAGUUUGCAACUUUAGAUUUGGAUUCUGAUUAUCAAGCACUUUUGAAUAGGCACAUUGAAGAGAAAAGAGAUUUUUUGAUCAAAAAAGGCUAUGACCAAGAAGUAAUAGAUUUUGAAAUCAUUAAAAUUCGUCAGCCUCAUCCUUUGCUUUCAAGUGCAGUUGGUUCACCAGCUUUCUUAGGCGUAUCUCCACCAUUCACAACACAGGCAUCAGCAUCUCCUGUUCCAUUAUUUCACAAUUAUGAUGGAUGUUCUGAGGUUGAUGCUUCACCACUAAAUAAGUCACCACUUCACUUGGAUGCAAAUAUGCGACCGAAAUCUGCCACUUUUGUUGAUUUUCCAAAACUAAUGGAAUUGAUGCAGUCCACGACACCUCAGCAAAAAGCUGAGUUAAAAAAAGUAGAGGAGCAAAAACAGGAUACAGAAACUAAAUGGGAAACUAAUUAUGAUAGUGUGGAUUCCAGUGGCUUAAGUAACAUAACCAGUGAAUAUACAGAGGUAGCACAGGAAAGCUCUGCUACCCAAAGCCGUAAAUCAAGUCUUGAUAUGUCUGCUUCUCAAGUGAACUAUACAGAAAUCAUCAGAAACUAUCCAUUUCCUUCUAAUGUAAGCCAGUCCCAAAUGCCAUGUACAAAUUUCCAGCAGGGCAAUCCAGCUAGUUUUCAAGUCCAGCAGUCAUCUCAUCAGUCACAAAUGCCCUCCCAUACCUUUAAUCCAUUUUACACUAAUCAAUAUGGCUUUAGUCCAUUUAACACUUACCAAGCAUUCCCAAUGCCUACAUCAAGUCAACAAGCAGGCCAGCAAGCUGCAUUUCAAGCUGGCCAGCAAGCUGCUUAUCAAGCCAGUGUAAAUACAGCAUUCUCUCAAUUUAUGGGCAACAGUACCCCUUUUCUGAUGUCACAAGGACUUCCGCCUCAGCAAACCAUGACAGACAACAUCCGCGUGAGUGCCUCUAAUAAGUCAGCCUCAGGAGCAGCUGCGAAUAGCAGCCCCCAGGUUUCAUCACUCACAAGUAACCAACUCAUGGCCUCAGUGGUUUCAGGAGCAUCUUCCCAUGCAGUUUCAUCUGCUGGUGCACCCCAAGGACUUUCUAGUACUAACACAGUUCCAAAUACAGCUACACCACAUCAGUCUGGAUUAUCGGGGUAAUGUGGUGAAUUUCACCGCAAGUCUUUCAUACUUUUGAACAUUCAUCUUGCCUUUGGCUUCAUUUAAUUUAAUUUGUGUUUUAACUAUUUAUUCUUAAGAAAGCUCUCUCUUUCAAAUUAAAUGUUCAUAAAUGAUGACUUGUCUUUCUGAAACAUUUUGAUCUUGGAAUUUUUCUUGUGUCAAAUAAAUAUUUUGGUCAUUUGUUUGCUUGACUCUGUGCUUGCUGACAAGCUGAUACAUGGAAGUUGGCUGUGAAUAAGACUUAGGUGGUGUUGUAACCAUCCAGUAGCUGCUUUCUGUAAGUUCUAACAGUAUUAGGGCAGUUAUUCAACAAACAGCCUUUGAAUAAAAUUGUCAUGUCAUGAGAUUUGCUUUGUUAACAGGAACAAUCAAUUGUCUGAUAUUUGUACAGGAUCAAAUUUUAUUUAUUAGCAAUAUUGCCAAGAUCAAUGCACUUCACUUAAACAGUGGUAGAAAACCAAAAGUCCAUCAUUUGUGUCUAUAAAGUUUUUGUUUUGCUUUGAUUUUCGUUUUGUCUUGAAAGUUGUCAUUGUGAGAGUUGAGUGGGCUAUCUACUCAAGAUAUGUUUAUUGCCUUGCAUUUAAACAUAGCCAGUUCAUUCCAAAGUUAACUUUUGUCAUGAUCUAUUAUCAGGAUGAGGUGUGAAUGCAUUGUUUGCUUCCAUUGCUGUGAUGUAGUUGGGCAGUAUUUGACCUUUGGUAUACAAAUCUUGUAGCAAUCUUCAUAGACCAUUGAAACAAACAAAUAAUACCUAGUAUUAUGUUGUCCCCCAACAUUGUCAUUAUUUAUUGAUCAUAACUGACAAAAUAAUAAAUCCAGUUUUUUUGUUUGUUCUCAUUUUCAUUUUUGACCAAAAGUACUUACUGAUUUAUUAACAGAAGAAUGAAUAUUUUCUGAUUCAAUUCCUUUGAUGCAAUCAUUUGACAUUAAGGUUCUGGGUUAGAAAACAAAAAAAUUAUAGCAUUGAGUUUAUUAAAAUUUACAGUUAAGUACAAAUUAUUAUUGCAAAUACUAAUACAGGUUUCCUGUACUGACUUAAAAAAUUAAACAUUUAGCAGAAAAAUGUUAUAAAAUAAAAAACUUAAUGUAAAAUGUACAAUCUAAGUUAUGAGUAUGAUUCCAGCAAGAUUUAAUUUUUGAUAAAUUGAAAGUUUCAGUCAUGUUGCUAGACAACUUUGUUUAUAGUGGCCUUUUUCAAAACUAGGCUUGCUUUUCAAUUGAGUUGGAUUUUAUCACUAUCAAUGAGAUCAAUUUGACAGUUCAGCUGGGAGAUCCCAUCAAAUCAUUUUUUUUUUUUUAACUUUUCCUUUUCAAAUUCAUUUUUAAGGGUUACUUAACAUGAUAGUUUAAAGGGAGAGUUGUAUAAAGUCAAAUCAAAAUUUGAUUAUUCUAGUCAUCUCUGCAUCAAUGGAUAUGUUAAUUCCCGUUUGAACAGAACUAUUUACUAUAAAGGCUUGUUUUUGUUUUUCCUUAAAUUGUAUGAAUAUGCAUGUUUAAAAUAUCAGACUCUGGUUCAUUAAUUAACCAAAAUUCAGAUAGUAUGAAUAUUUUAUAAAUAUGUAUUUACUGGACCAAUGCCAAAUGCAAGUAUUCUUAUUUUCAAACAGAAUAAUGAUUGGUUGAACCUGAGAUGUUGGUUUGCUGUCCUAUUGAUAUUUAUUGUACACACUUAUUGCAUUCUAAGAAGUAUUAGGUCAUGGCAAUAGAGGAUCAUUAUUUCUAACCAGGUUUUUGUGUGUGCGCAUUAAGAAGAAAUGGUUGUACAUUAGAUCAUUAACAUUAUUUUGUCCUUGAUUUCUUUUAGAGUAGGUGCUGAAUGGAAACUCAUUGAAUUUUGUAAGAUAUAUUUUUGUCUUAAUCUCUGUCAGUUACUUUUAAAACCAUGAUUUUGUGCCUUGCUAUUUUUCAAAUUUUGACUAGGCCUGAUCCAAGUAUCCCUGGCCACAUUGAUAAAUAACAAAGUGUUUUUUUUUGUUGUUGUUGUUUUUUUUCCUCCCUCUUUUUUUCUUCUGGAACCAAAUGUUAGCCAUUCUAAUGUAUCAUGGUUUGAGACAAGCUGUGCAUGUUAAUUACAUCAUUUACAAAUUUAGCUUCAAGUUGAAGGUUGUGGUUUAAUCUUGUCCAAUAUUUUGUGCUCAGAACAUUUCAACCAAUUGCCCUGUGGCAAUACUUUGGCUCCCUCCUUUGUAUGUGUGUAUGAUAGAACAACCAAUUGGUGUGCUUAGCUCACUGCUUCAAAUAGUUCCUUUCCCCUGGCCCAAGUCUUCAGGUCAGGUUGUGUGUUUGUCCAGUGGUUGGGGGAGGGGUAAGGUUGCUGUGUGGCCCAUUAGCCUUAAGACCAUUUACACAACUAUAUCUAAGAUAAUUGUGAUACAAUUAAACAAAUUUGUCUUGUGUGAAACUAACCCUCUUGAUCAACAGACCUAAUAUGUAGUGCAUAUUAUCCUUUUGUUCCAUUGCAACAUAAGUUUAGUUGUCUUAUGUCUCUUAAGUUUAUAAAGCUGAAUCAUUGUUAAGGUUCUCUUUGUCUUUAAAUUUAUGCACUCUAAAGAAAAGUUUCACUAUUCAAAUAUGCAUGCCAAAAAAAAAAGAGCAUUCUAGUUGUAUCUUUAGUUUGAAGUAUCUGAUUUAUGUAGUAAGUGUGUCAUUUAUAAUCAGAGUGCUUAUACAAACAAAAAAAACUAUGUAAAACAACACUAAGGAAAGACUAAGGUACUGCAAGUAGGUCAUAGGUUACUGCUUUGCUCAAUCAUUAAAUGUAUUAUUAUUGAAUGUUGGGAUUUCAAUGCAAUGCACAAUAAAGUAUGCUAUUCAAUUUGUUGACAAA
Molecule: messenger RNA, 11362 nt
Organism: Biomphalaria glabrata
Lineage: Eukaryota; Metazoa; Mollusca; Gastropoda; Planorbidae
Product: serine/threonine-protein kinase WNK1-like
Exons: 19
Coding region: 1090-8514 (2474 amino acids)
Biological process (GO): positive regulation of potassium ion import across plasma membrane; negative regulation of sodium ion transport; monoatomic ion homeostasis
Cellular component (GO): cytoplasm
Molecular function (GO): chloride channel inhibitor activity; ATP binding; protein serine/threonine kinase activity
Source: RefSeq, a predicted model, not a curated record